This is a messenger RNA of Cyprinus carpio (common carp), 2643 nucleotides long. RefSeq names its product E3 ubiquitin-protein ligase TRIM39-like. Gene Ontology annotation, biological process: protein ubiquitination. The record is from RefSeq and is a predicted model, not a curated record. NCBI's taxonomy places the organism in Eukaryota, Metazoa, Chordata, Actinopteri, Cypriniformes, Cyprinidae. The transcript has 8 exons. Gene Ontology annotation, molecular function: ubiquitin-protein transferase activity; zinc ion binding; protein binding. Bases 308 to 1969 code for a protein of 553 amino acids.
UUUUUCGUUGUCGAACUGUACUACCCACUGUUUAAUGGAGGUAACAACAUCUGGCAGGGCAGCACAAGUCAACAGAACACCGGAAAUAAUAUGAUCCUCUGAUCUUUGAGUGUACGUCUGAUUUGACUGAUAUACAAACCUGUUACAACCCAGGAGGGACUACUUCCUUAAAAGUGAAACUAAACUUACGAAUAACAACCUGGAACGUUUUAAGGUUUUUAGAUAACAACAAGGUUAUGUAUUUCUGAGACGUGCAAAGACGAAAGUGAAACAUUUGAUAUUCACAGACAUAAAGAGAAGACGAGCAAUGGCAGAAUUUUUACCAACUUCGCCAAGACAGAACAGGAGACAACGUAUGGAUAAACCUCCAUCUCUGACACCCUCCAGUGGUCCUCUGGCUGAGGAGCUUCAGUGUUCAGUGUGUCUGGAUGUGUUCACUGAUCCAGUCAGCACUCCAUGUGGACACAACUUCUGUAAGAGGUGCCUGAACCAGUGCUGGAACAACAGUCAGAACUGUUACUGUCCAUUCUGUAAAGAAACAUUCAGUAAAAGACCCGACCUCAAGAUCAACACAGCACUUCGACAGGUUGUACAACUCUUUGAGGAAAAGUUCAGUCUGAUGAAAUUUGAAGUUCUCUGUGAUAUUUGCAAUGACGUAAAGCUGAAAGCCUUGAAGUCCUGUCUGGUGUGUCAGACCUCUUACUGUGAAACUCACCUGGAGCCUCAUCUGAGAGUCCUGAGCUUAAAGAAACACAAACUGAUGGACCCUGUGGAGAAUAUAAAGGACUAUAUAUGCCAGAAACACGAGAGACCUCUGGAGCUGUUCUGUAGAGAUGAUCAGACGUAUGUGUGUGUGUUUUGCACUGAUGGAGACCACAAGACUCACAACACUGUUCAUCUAGAGGAGGAGAGUAAAAAUAAGAAGGCUCAGCUGGUGAAGACACAGAAGGACAUGCAGCAGAGGAUGCAAGACAGAAUUAGGAAGAUUCAAGACAUCAAACAUUCAGCAGAACUCAGAAAAAAAAGCACAGAGCAAAAGAAAGCAGCCAGUGUUAAGCUCUUCAGCGAUCUGAUUCGCUCCAUUAAGAGAUGUCAGGCUGAGCUGCUGGAGAUGAUGGAGGAGAAGCAGAAAGCAGCUGAGAAACAGGAGGAAAAACUUAUUCAAGAGCUGCAGCAGGAACUCACUGAGCUCAAGAUGAGAAACACUGAGCUGGAUCAUCUCUUACACACUGAGGAUCACCUCCAGCUCCUACAGAUCGAUCCAUCCCUGUACAGUCCUCCACCCACCAGGAACUGGCCUGAGAUCAGUAUGAAUACUGAUGUGAGUGUGGAGGCUCUGAGGAGAGCUCUGACUCAACUGCAGGAAACUCUAGACCAGAAACUCAGUCAAACUGUUAUGAAGAGGAUGCAGCAUCAUGCAGUGGAUGUGACUCUGGAUCCUUAUACAGCCCAUCCAAAUCUCAUCCUAUCUGAUGAUGGGAAACAAGUGACACAUGGGGACAUUAAACAGGAGCUCCCAAACAACCCGGAGAGGUUUGAUUACAGUGCCUCUGUCCUGGGAAAAGAGGGAUUCUCCUCAGGGAGAUUUUAUUUUGAGGUUCAAGUGAAGGGAAAGACCGGCUGGACUUUAGGAGUGGCCAGAGAAUCUAUUAACAGGAAGGGGCCGAUUGCAAUGCGCCCUCAGUGUGGAUGCUGGGCAAUUUGGCUGAGGAAUGGGAAUGAAUAUUGGGCUUGUGCUGGUCCUCUUGUCUCUCUGUCUCCAAGAGUGAAGCUGCAGAAGGUGGGGGUGUUUGUGGAUUAUGAGGAGGGUCUGGUCUCCUUCUAUGAUGUAGAGUCUAGAUCUCAUAUUUACUCUUUCACUGGUCAGUCUUUCACUGAUGUAUUAUACCCAUAUUUUUGUCCCUAUCCUAAUGAUAAAGGUCAAAAUUCAGCACCGCUGAUCAUCUCACCUGUUAAUUAUAAUUACUGAAUGUACAACCCAGAUAUGAAAUGAAGCACAGACAUGUUAAUCUAAAAAGAAAAUAAUAAAAUGAACAAAUUAUUUUUUUUUUAUAUUGAACAUCUUUUAACUUGAGUGCCUUGUUGAUAAAAUAACAUGUUUUGUGAAAUGCAACAAGAGCAUAAGUGCAACUGUAAAAGAAGCAUGUUUUAUAUAAAAAUAAUUGAACAGUAGACCUAGCACAAAACAUGUUCCGUGUGAACGGGCCCUAUUACUUCUUUGGCUCUGAUUAGAACCAUUUCUGUUGGUGGAGGCUUUGGGCAGUGCAAAAGAAAUAGAUUAACUGACUACACUGUAUCUGAAUACAUUGUAAAUGAAGCAAAGACAUAUUAUUCUAAAAAGACAAUGGGCCUCAUUCAUGAAACUUGCGUAAAUAUAAGAGUAAAUUAUGAGUAAUUUGCACGUAAAACAGACCUACCUGAAAACUCUCCUCCGGAUUCACAAACUCUUCAUAAACAUCCGAUUUGAUAGUUAAGCAAGUGUAUGUUAAUAAUUCCAAUUAUUCGUAAAUAGGGCGCUCAUGCAUGCUCAUUCACAAUUAGCAUAAUCCCCACCUAUGAAUUAAAGGGAUCAUAUGAUACGAUUUAAAUUUUUCCUUUCUCUUUGAAAUGUUACAAGCUCUUGGUGCAUAAAGUAGAUCUGUA